AUGCCAAAGUCCCGUCAGGUUCCGAAUGAGGACCUUGAUGAGAUAUUUUCUGAUGAGUCCAGCUUCUACGGCGAUGACGCAGAAAAGUCCCGUUUGGAGGAGCUAGCCCAAUCGUACGAUCCAGUACCGUACUGGACAAACAUCCACCCAUAUUUGCUAUCUACAAUCCAGCAUGAAUUACGAGCCCCAAAGCCUGUUCCUACACCCUCCGAUGGUGAUCAAGCCAAAGGCGAAUUGCCAUUAGAUCCAGACCUGCUCGCCGAGAUCCCUCUCACAACACUGCGCCGCAAUGCGCGCAGCCCAAAAGAGCCUGUCCAUGACUUCCUAGCACGCCUGCCCCCAUCUACAGCAAAAGAGAAAGACGUUGGGCCAUGGAUAUACGUCGCGAACCCGCACCGCAAAGCCGAUCCAGACGAGCAGGCUAUCGCCAAACUCGUCCGUGAGGGAACCGACCUACUUCACAGAUUCGAGGACCAGAAAGCAGAGCUAGAAGCGGAGCAUGAUCGUUCGAGGUCCAAAUCCAAGGCAGCGCUGACGCGCAAGCUGAACCCAUUGCGGCGGACAUUGGAACAGGAUAUCUUCGCGCUGGCGCGGAAGACGGGUGUCGUGUCUGGGAAAUGGAUGAUGUUUAUCACCGCCGAUCGAGUGGAUAAGUAUUGGGAGGCAGUUGCGACUGGGACCGUGUCUGGGCAAUUGGGUGAUGCGGCCAAGGUUGCGACGGACGAUGGCUCCGGAAGGCCGCGGCUUAUCGCAAUCUACACGAAAGAUUAUGCGGAUAGGCAAGACGUAAAACGCGUGCUUGAACAGAUGGUAGAUUUAGGCCUUGUGAAGACAGACGAGAGGCCUAUCUACUACAAGUGUGAUGCAUUCACGUACCUGCGCAUCAUGAGCGAUAACCCAUACGGCCUCAAGGCGAGCAUGGCCUCCAGUCGGGAUGUGUUGGCAGGUAAGGUGUGA
Messenger RNA from Aspergillus viridinutans, 957 nucleotides. RefSeq names its product DUF1917 domain-containing protein. The record is from RefSeq and is a predicted model, not a curated record. Bases 1 to 957 code for a protein of 318 amino acids. NCBI's taxonomy places the organism in Eukaryota, Fungi, Ascomycota, Eurotiomycetes, Eurotiales, Aspergillaceae. The transcript is spliced from 2 exons.